Molecule: messenger RNA, 1536 nt
Organism: Glossina fuscipes
Lineage: Eukaryota; Metazoa; Arthropoda; Insecta; Diptera; Glossinidae
Gene: 128up
Product: GTP-binding protein 128up
Exons: 6
Coding region: 142-1248 (368 amino acids)
Biological process (GO): cytoplasmic translation
Cellular component (GO): cytoplasm
Molecular function (GO): GTPase activity; GTP binding
Source: RefSeq, a predicted model, not a curated record
AGAGAAAUGGUCCAAAAAGAAAAGCGAUAAUAGCCAGCCAGUAUCGCUAUUGCAUGAAGAAUUAUUAUUCCAUGGUGCAAAAUCAUCGUUCCGAUAUUCUUAAGUCAAUUUUAUAAUUUAAAAAUAAGGUGAAUAACAAGUAUGAGUACCAUUUUAGAGAAAAUUGCUGCCAUUGAAGCAGAGAUGGCAAGAACGCAAAAAAAUAAAGCCACUUCAGCACAUUUGGGUUUAUUAAAGGCCAAAUUAGCGAAACUGAGGCGUGAGCUGAUUUCUCCGAAAGGCGGCGGUGGAGGAGCGGGUGGUGAAGGUUUCGAAGUGGCUAAAACCGGCGAUGCUCGAGUGGGGUUUGUGGGCUUUCCUUCGGUGGGGAAGUCAACUUUACUAUCCAAUCUUGCCGGUGUUUAUUCGGAGGUAGCCGCCUAUGAGUUUACAACUUUGACAACGGUGCCAGGAUGUAUUAAAUACAAAGGUGCUAAAAUACAAUUACUAGAUUUACCUGGUAUUAUUGAAGGUGCUAAGGAUGGCAAAGGUCGCGGUCGACAAGUUAUAGCAGUUGCUCGCACGUGCAAUUUGAUAUUUAUGGUUUUGGAUUGUCUCAAACCUUUGGCCCAUAAAAAGUUAUUAGAACAUGAAUUGGAAGGCUUUGGCAUACGUUUGAACAAAAAGCCUCCAAAUAUUUAUUUCAAGCGCAAAGAUAAGGGAGGUGUUAACUUAAAUUGUAUGGUUCCUCAGUCCGAAUUGGAUCCCGAGUUGGUAAAAACUAUUUUAGCGGAAUAUAAAAUACACAAUGCCGAUAUAACGUUGCGCUACGACGCCACCAGUGACGACUUUAUAGAUGUCAUUGAAGGCAAUCGCAUUUAUAUACCUUGCAUAUAUUUACUGAACAAAAUCGAUCAAAUUUCUAUAGAAGAAUUGGAUGUUAUCUAUAAGAUACCACAUUGUGUACCUAUUUCAGCACAUCAUCGUUGGAAUUUUGACGAUUUGCUUGAAAUGAUGUGGGAUUAUUUAAAAUUAGUGCGCAUUUACACUAAACCUAAAGGUCAACUGCCAGAUUACAAUUCUCCAAUUGUGUUGCAUAAUGAGCGUACUAGCAUACAGGAUUUCUGCAAUAAAUUACAUCGCUCCAUAGCCAAGGAAUUUAAAUAUGCGUUGGUUUGGGGCUCUUCAGUAAAGCACCAACCUCAAAAGGUGGGCAUUGAUCACAUACUUAACGAUGAGGACGUUGUGCAAAUUGUUAAAAAGGUCUAAAAAUCUUAACACACUUUAUUAAUAGUCGUUGUAAAUAAAUCAAGUGGCAUUAUUAAUCGUCUUGUUGGAAGGAAAAAUGUAUUAGUUUUUGAAGAACAACCAUGACCUUUCACGACGAACAAAACUUUUAUGCUCCUCCAAUCGCUUUAGCAUCUUACUGUAAAUACUUCAGAGCAGAAGGGAGCCAUCGUUGAACAACUUGAUCUUGUAAAGCCCCUUGUCCAAGUUUUGUAAAUUUAGCUAACGUAAUAAACGAUCUUUAAGCUCCGUACGCACGCUGGUUGCAUU